AAUAGACUACACUCACCUGUGCGUGAGGAUUGGUCGGUUGCCUAAAUAGAUAAAGGUUCGUCCGCCAGGAGGUGGCAUAGCUAACAGACAAGUUACGGAGCUCAGCUGUGUUUGGAGAAUACUACAAGUGCGUCUCUGUUUGUUUUGUGUUUUGCCGUUCAUCCCGACCAAGAGAAAAAAAGCCAAAAUGUCGUCUGGAGAUCUGAGUGGCGGGAUGAAAUGUCUGAAGUAUCUCCUGUUCCUGUUCAACCUGAUUUUCUGGAUUGCAGGUGUGGGUUUGAUCGGCGUGGGUAUCUGGGUGCUUGUUGACACCGGAACCUACAACGUCCUGAAGCUGGCGGAAGUAAACACGCUGAUGCUGUACCUGGGAGGGUACGUCCUGAUCGGCGCCGGCAUGGUCACCAUGAUCGUCGGCUUCCUGGGCUGCUUCGGCGCCGUGAAAGAGAACACCUGUCUGCUGGGAACGUUCUUCAUUUGCCUGCUGCUCUUGUUGUGCUUGGAGAUCGGCAUUGGUAUCUACUCCGCCGUGCAGAGAGACCAGUUCUAUGGCGUGAUUGAGAAGGCGAUGGAUGGUCUGUCCAAGACGAACUACGGCGACAGGGACCAGGCCUCGCGCAGUGUCAUCGACUUUGUGCAGAAAAACCUGGAAUGUUGUGGCAUGAACUCCACCACCAACUGGGACCCCAAGCCGGCCUCCUGCGCAUGCACCAAAACCGUCAGCUACUGCAGCGCUUCAGGGAACUCAACAACAACGAACUGGAGUCGGCCGUGUGACGUGCAGGUGCGGAUGUUCCUCAUGGACAGUGCUGUCAUCAUCAUCGGAGUGGCCUGCGGGAUCGGCGCCAUUUUGGUGCUCGGAAUGAUCCUGUCCUGCUGUAUUAUCAGGAGCAAAGGAGGGUCGUCGGACGUCGUGUAGCUGACGUACCGGAAAUGGAUGUCACGUCAUAUCCUGUAUGAUAUAGCGGAAGGCUUUGUACUAUUUUCUACAACGCGUAAUGCCUAGUGGCGCAGUUGAUAAUACAGCACUGUCAGCAACAACUUCCGUUGAAACAAUACCUUGUCGUUUUCUUGCUUAGUUAUUUUACUUACACAUGUAUUGGCAGCUAGUUGUAGAUCGAAUCACUUUCAUUACCUCAAAGAUAGGUAUCAUAAAUUAUUGUUAUCUCCAAGUAUCUAACUCAAACUUUUUGUAUUUUAUUUACUGUUUCGAUGAGACUAGUAUCUUAGCAGGCUUUUACGCUACGUCAAAUCUUAUUUAUAAAGUUAGAACUGGGUAAAGCGUAAAGAAGAAAAAAACUGUACAUACACCUGUACUUUCAACAUUUCUAUGAUAUAUGUACAUUCAACCUGUGACUAUAGAUAAAAGCAAAGCUACUUAUGAUAAUGAAAUACUUUUGAACCUUAUGUCAUUUUCUUGAAAUAAAAAGAAAGAUG
Messenger RNA from Branchiostoma floridae (Florida lancelet), 1434 nucleotides. RefSeq names its product CD81 antigen-like. The record is from RefSeq and is a predicted model, not a curated record. The transcript is spliced from 7 exons. Gene Ontology annotation, cellular component: membrane. Lineage: Eukaryota; Metazoa; Chordata; Leptocardii; Amphioxiformes; Branchiostomatidae. The coding region runs from base 188 to 916 and encodes 242 amino acids.